Molecule: messenger RNA, 1397 nt
Organism: Toxotes jaculatrix (banded archerfish)
Lineage: Eukaryota; Metazoa; Chordata; Actinopteri; Toxotidae
Gene: zmat5
Product: zinc finger, matrin-type 5
Exons: 6
Coding region: 187-714 (175 amino acids)
Cellular component (GO): U12-type spliceosomal complex
Molecular function (GO): zinc ion binding
Source: RefSeq, a predicted model, not a curated record
AAAGCGGUAAUGACCCUGCAAAGACGCCGUAUGUAAGCUACAUUCAAAAUUUUUUGUUUUGUCUUUUCCUGUGCAGUUGCAUUUACUCUGCGCGGCCUUUUAAAGACUAAAAGAGAAGGACAGUACUGCUCUAUCAAUGAGAUUUAAAAGGUGACAUUGUGCUGGUUUGAACACAUAGCCUGCACCAUGGGGAAGAGAUACUACUGUGACUACUGUGACCGGUCCUUUCAGGACAACAUGCAUAACAGGAAAAAACAUCUGAAUGGCGUUCAGCAUCACAGGGCGAAAAAAGCCUGGUUUGACCAUUUUAGAGACUCUGCAGCCAUUCUGUAUGAUGAGCAAACAAAGAAACCCUGUAGGAAGUUUCUCCAAAAAGGAAUUUGUGAUUUUGGCCCAAACUGCAGGUUUUCUCACAUGUCCGAAGAGCAGCUGUUCAACUUAAAAAGACAGGUGGAAGAUGAAAGGCAGAACAGAGAAGACUCUCAGGACAAAAUUAUGCCUGGACGAAAUGUUGAAGAAUGGCUUUCCAGAAGGGAAAAGAGGCGAACUGCCCUCAGUAGCAAAGGAGAUCUAAAAAAUAAGGAAGACAGUGAAGAGGGCCAAACAGAGAGUGGCAUAAUUCAGCAGCUUCUUUCUAUUCCUGACCUCCCACCUUCACUUCUGCCUCCUCCUCCAGGCGGAUGGAAAGUCAAAGUGAACACUGAAUGGGGCUGAGACAUAUUCACUUCAAAUCACUGUUAAAUGGAUAUGUGGCAUCAACAGAAGUUGUGGCUUACUCGACUGUGGGGUUGGUUUAAAGAUGCUGUUUUUACAGUUUGGCUUUGAUUGAAAUAUUUAUAACUAAAAUAUAGCAAUAGCAAUCCCCCAACACUUAUUAAAAAUGCCUACUUGUAACACACUUUCCUCUUACUUUAGUACAUUUUGGAAGUUUUCUUUUGAAUGAUGCUUUCAUAAUGUCGGUUCAUAUUUGUCAUAGAGAAGCAGAAUUCCUCUUUGGAUGUAUGAAAUGUGUUACAUUCAAUCCUCACCACUCCCAAACAGGCCUACAGAUGGAUCACAAUUAUCUUAGAUACCUCCACUCAUCAUCUAUUGGCUCUUAAUUGCUUCUCACCCUUUGUUGUAUCUUUAAAAAGUUUGCAUUAUGUUAAAACAAUGUUAAAACUCCGUACUACAUACUUAUGUUAGACUCAGAUUCAAUUUUUUUUGUGGAGCCCACAAGAUCAAAGAUUCAAAAAGUUUAUGUGUAUAUUUUAACUUCCGCUUCCAUCUUGGUCCAUCAGGGUAGCGGGUGGGGGGGGCUGUAAACUUGUUUUGUAAUAUCCUAUGCAAACAAAAAAUGUGAUUACUAUUAAUGUAUUAUUAUUUGUCAUAUGUUGACUUUCUCAUAAAAGAGGUAA